UACCUCUAUCUGAAACCACCAGAUUUAUAAAUUUAUGCUCAUUACUGAUCCAUAGAUAUAGAGAGAGCAACACCUUUAACAAAAAUCUACAUAUAUGGCAACAUUCGAAGAUUUUUCUUCUUUCUCUCUCUAAAACCCUACAUUGCUACUCAGCCACUGUUAAACCACUGAAAUGGCUCUUCCUCAGAUCCUACCCUCUCCAUCUUCUUCGUCUUUCAGUACUCACAAACACUAUUUCAGCCCUAACUCAUUAAACUCUAGCCCUAGAUGUCUCUCUCUCGCACCAUCUCUUCUCCGUCACCACCGCCGCCGCCGGAAACCUAAUUGUCUCCGGUGCUCCGCCUCUUCCUUCUCGGAGAAACACCACACCGGCUUCCCCCGAUCCGACGACGUCGUCGAGCUCCCUCUCUUCCCUCUCCCUCUCGUUCUCUUCCCCGGAGCAAUCCUUCCGCUACAGAUCUUCGAAUUUCGGUACCGAAUGAUGAUGCACACUCUCCUCCAGACCGAUCUCCGGUUCGGCGUCAUAUACUCCGACACCGUCACUGGCACCGCCGAUGUUGGCUGCGUCGGCGAGGUCGUGAAGCACGAAAGGCUCGUGGAUGAUCGGUUCUUCUUGAUUUGUAAAGGCCAGGAGCGAUUCAGAGUGACCAAAUUAGUUCGGACGAAGCCGUAUCUGGUGGCGGAGGUGGUUUGGUUGGAGGACCGGCCGUCCGGCGACGGUGAGGAUGAUUUGGAUUCUUUGGCGGAUGAAGUGGAGACUUAUAUGAAGGACGUGAUUAGGUUGUCGAAUCGGUUGAAUGGGAAGCCGGAAAAGGAGGCGCAGGAUUUGCGCCGGAAUUUGUUCCCGACGCCGUUCUCGUUCUUCGUCGGCAGUACGUUCGAAGGCGCUCCGAGAGAGCAGCAGGCAUUGCUCGAAUUGGAGGAUACGGCGAUGAGGUUGAAGAGAGAGAAGGAGACACUGAGGAAUACUCUUAAUUACUUGACUGCGGCGUCGGCAGUUAAAGAUGUAUUUCCAUCUUCAUGAAUCAUAGUGGAGGACAGUGAGGAAAUGAUAGGUAAUUUGUGCUUACUCUUUGUGUAUUUCUCACACUAAUAUAUAAAUUUGUAAAUUUUGAUGCGUAAUUUUAGAAAAUAUUUGUAAUAUUUGUCUUGUGCAUAUACUUCUUUUGUUUGCUCAAA
Cornus florida is the source of this 1179-nucleotide messenger RNA. RefSeq lists its product as uncharacterized. Bases 173 to 1024 code for a protein of 283 amino acids. NCBI's taxonomy places the organism in Eukaryota, Viridiplantae, Streptophyta, Magnoliopsida, Cornales, Cornaceae. The transcript has a single exon. The record is from RefSeq and is a predicted model, not a curated record.